Molecule: messenger RNA, 765 nt
Organism: Dipodomys ordii (Ord's kangaroo rat)
Lineage: Eukaryota; Metazoa; Chordata; Mammalia; Rodentia; Heteromyidae
Gene: Gjc3
Product: gap junction protein, gamma 3, 30.2kDa
Exons: 1
Coding region: 1-765 (254 amino acids)
Biological process (GO): cell communication
Cellular component (GO): connexin complex
Source: RefSeq, a predicted model, not a curated record
AUGUGUGGAAGGCUCCUAUGGCAGCUGUUGGCUGAGGAUGGCAGGCACGCUACCCCAGUGGGGCGCCUCCUGCUUCCAGUACUGCUGGGAUUCCGCCUGGUGCUGCUGGCAGUCAAUGGGCCUGGAGUCUAUGGUGAUGAUCAGCGUGAAUUCGUGUGCCACACCCAGGAGCCAGGCUGCACAGAGGCCUGUUACGAUGCCUUCCAGCCCCUCUCUCCACUGCGCUUUGGGGCCUUCCAGGUCAUCCUGGUGGCUGUCCCCAGUGCCCUCUAUGUGGCCUUCACCCUGUAUCAUGUGCUUGGGCACUGGGAAGAAUCAGGGAAGGUGAAGAAGGAGGAAGUAAGCUGUGAAGGAGAAGGGAGUGUAGAUGUUUCCAAGGCUGGGAGACGCAGGCUGCUCUGGGCCUACGUGGCCCAGCUGGGGGCUCGCUUGGUCCUCGAGGGGGCAGCGCUGGGUGGGCAGUACCAUCUGUAUGGGUUCAAGAUGCCCAACUCCUUUUCAUGUCGCCGAGAGCCUUGCCUGGGCAUCAUCACCUGUCAUUUGUCCCGCCCCUCAGAGAAGUCCAUCUUCCUCAAGACCAUGUUCGGGGUCAGUGGGCUGUGUCUCUUGUUCACUCUUUUGGAGCUUGUACUUGUGGGUUUGGGGAAAUGGUGGAGGAUCUGGAAGCACAGAUCGGCCUCCGCUAGCUGCUUUUCCUCUCCGGAGAACACCACCAGACCCAAGGAACCGGCCGAUCGUCUCCAGGUGGUGGAAAUGAAAGAGUAG